CUCAUACACUCAUUCACUCAUUCACUCAUUCACUCAUUCGCUCAUUCGCUCAUUCACUCAUUCUCUCAUUCUCACCCUCCAAAGUUUACAUACAUGCAUUCAAUCGCAAUCCCAGACAUCGACCCAUACUUCUCCAUCUAUCCACUCACAACGUCCAUCCCUCUAAUUAAUUUCUUAUCCGAAGGAGCGCGAAUCUGAUACAAGACAUCAUAUCCCCAACUCCAUCCAUUCAUUUUCCAAGCAACAAUUUCAAUCUCAACCUUCGAAUGUCCUUUUAUUUACAUAACUGGUAACAAAAGGAUUUCAUGAUCAGCGAUAUCUCGAUAAUACACUCGACCGAUUUUCGCAAUCAUGCCCAACUUCUUCUCAAGGUUGAAGGGUAAAGAUGGCCCAACGAAAGCAUCCAAGAAGAAGGGAGAGGACGAGGUGAAUGAUCAAGCCCCAGCGAAGCCAACGUGGACAGAUGCAUGGACACGAACCACCGUCGAACCAGAAGAAAUUCAAAAUCUGGUGAGGGGAUGUACGGUGGAAUUAAAAUCAAGAGCUUUGGAUAUGCCAUUCCUUCUACUUCCAUUCCGACCUACGUCAGAUCCCAGUGCGGCAAGAACUUUCAUUAGGAAUUUCUUCGACAAGAGACAAUUGAGUCGUGAAAUGCUGGCACAGGAGUUGAGACUUACGGAACCUAUGGUUCUAUGUAGCGUGCUUAAAUGGUGUUGGAGUCGAUUGGCCGGUGGUGUAGUUUCUUGGGAUGCAUAUGAAUUAUUCAAAGUGGGAGAGAAUGACUCGAGAUAUGCCCGCGACGCUUUCAUAACUUUCAUACCUCUAAGUGUAGAUUCGGAUGCGAGAAGAGAUAUCAUUUUUGAUUUCUUCGAUCUCCUAUCAGCAAUUGCUGCGCAUGGAAAAACGAAUGGUUUAGCUGGGCGCAAAUUAUCGAGAUAUGCGGGAUGGUGGGCUUUCGAACAUAAUGAUACAGGCAAUGGAUUUGAAGGUGGAUAUAAAGGAUGGUCAACUGCGGCUGAUGCUGCAAGUCAUCUAUUCUUCGCCUAUCUACGAUCCCUCUCUCCUGAUUCCGUCUCGGGCACAAACGGCAUAUCCAAAUUGCCCAUGUCCCUACAGAAGUUGGUCCAGGAAACGGAAUAUCCACCAGAAAGACCUUCGUUAUUACAGCAGUCGACGACAAAGGUGGUUAUGAUAGUAAAUUCAGUUUCACCCACGCCAUUUGCAUUAUUAAGAAGAGCAAAUCACUUCCAAUAUCGAGACGAUGACCGCGCUCUACAACAAUUCUCCGAAUUUGAGGAUCCAGUCAGAGCUUUGACUGAUGAAUGCCGUCGUGUUUUGAGAUCAAUUUCUACUACGAAUCAAUCUCAGGUAUCUAAUUCUACAGAAUCCACGGGUUUACGAGAUGCCUCUUGGUCACGAUUCGAGGAUAUUGGAUUUUCUGCAUCUUUUGAUGAUGAAUUGGCGGAUGAUGAAAGUACCUUCUUAGGACCAAAAAAGCCAAGACCUAUACAAGGGCUAAGAACCACUCCGGCAAAUGGUGGAUCUAAGGCUGGUGACAGACCAACUACUCCUUCCUGGGCGGAUUUCCUUUCCUCGGGCUUUGUUGAUGAUGGACCAAGUAGUCCUCCGCCUUUACUAUUGCCACCGGAUAAGAUUCUACCACCUAUCAACACCAGAGCAGGAAGUUCGCAAUCACACCAACCUAGACUCGAGUCAAAUAAGGAUCUACAACCUGGUGAGCUUGCAAGCAUUACUCGAUUUGACUUGGAUGAUUCAUUCUGGUGGGUUUGGAUUAGUAGUUUGGCCGGCGAAGAAACGGUGGACCGAAAGGCUUCAUUUGGACGGUGCGCUUUGAUUGAGACAACCAUUAAAGGUGGUCGCUGGUUGGUAAUGGAGGAAAUGGUCAAAGGCGCAGCACCGGAGCCUGAAGCGGGUGCUUACAUUGCCGAGAAAAAGAGCUUUUGGGGGCGAACCAAGAAAAACAAGAAUAGUGCAAAGCGACGAGGAUCUACAGGCAAAACCGAGAUGGAGAAACCCGGCAACUUGAAACCAGGAUACAGUCAAAGUACUAGCGCAAGUAAGACUACUAUUGGCCUUGAUCAACAUGCUCGAAUUCAAGCAGCAGCAAUUCAAUUACAACAAAGACAAAAAAAGCAGGAGGAAGAGAAAGGACUAGCAGCGCGACGUGGAAGAAACGACUUUGAGGCAGCUUCUCUGAAAACGAACAGUGUGUUGACGCUUCAACCAAUGCUCAAAUCGGAAGCUUCUCCCGCAAUGAAGUGGGCCAAUAAAUACGAUAAAGAUGCUGUUCGAGAAGCCUAUCUGGGCACUAACUUUAUGGGACGAGGUCUUGGAGAAGGUACCGUGCAGCCCAAUGGAAAUUCAUAUGACCGUCAAGCAGCUCUAUCACCAGGUCUUAACAGUAACAGAGAUCUACCCCUUACUCCAACCACUUCAACUGGACGCCAUUCGCCUUUGCCACCUCUACCAGCUGGCGAAGAUCAAGCCAAAGAGCCACGGGCUCCAAUUUCACCAAGUAAUAUUCAUCCACUUGAGAGAAAACCCGUUCCACUAUCUCCUCUGAAUCAAAACAAGCCAAGUAUGGACAUUCCAAGAGCUUCUAUGGAUCAUGCACCUUCGAGUCCGGAAACUCUGGAUACGCAUAACAAAUUGAAGAAGAAUAAUCCAGCUGCCGCUGGUGGUUUUAGAGGUAUGUUUGGUAGAAAGAAGCAAACGAAGCCUGCUCCACCAAAUGCUUCUCAAAUGGCCAUGAAUGGUAAAGAUGGACUUAAACCAGAAGGAAAGAAGCACAGUCUGACUAGACGAUUUUCGAGAAAGAAGAAUUCACUCAAGUCACCUACUAGUGAGAAGGGAGAUGGAUCGAUUUCACCAGCUCCUCCAGUUGCAUCUGAUGAACAUACUCCUGUCACUCCAAUAACUCCAAUGACACCAGCAACUCCUCGCCGUCCUUCAUACGAACAUUCUAUUGCAGAUGAUCUAUCUAGAGUUGAUACUGUUGAUGCUAGGGAAGCUCGUCAAGAGUUCUCUAAAUUCGAUCAAGGUCCUCUCGAAGAUUUCCCAGCAUUUGUCCCAGCAGCCGAAUCUGAUACGCCAAGAGGAAGUGAAGAUUCUGGAUCACCAUCAAACAAUGCACGAAGCCAAUAUGAGGAAACCAAUGAAGAACCUCAAGAAGAGCCUCAAGAAGAGCCGCUCACACAACAAAUCUCUCCUCAAGACAAAUGGGCACAAAUCCGUAAGAAUGUUGCCGAACAAAAAGCUAGAAAUAGAGAACUCGAAGAACAAUCUAGAAUUGGACAUCGUCCAUCUACUGAUAAUGAUGAUGAAACUUCAGGUGAAGAGACUAUUGAAUCUCGUGUUGCACGCAUCAAAGCUCGCGUAGCUGAACUUACGGGUAAUAUGGAGAACAACAACUCGUCUGCGCCUCCACCUAUUCGAAGAAAAGCUCUAUAGGUUCUUUUACGACCAUGUCGAUACCGAUUCCGAUACCGAAAUCUACUCCCGUCAUAACUCACCUACGAUGAAACUUUUACUCGUAGAUUGACGCCUCGCACUCUCAAUUGUCCUGGCCUCUAUCUAGAUAUGCUAAGAGGAUUCUUACACAUUCAUAUUCUAUUGUCCGAUAAUUUACACACCCACACACACAGACGCGACUAAAGUUUAUUUCUCAAUAUUCCAUUCAGAUCAGAUCUUGAUUAUUGCAGCGCAUAUAAUUUGGUCCGAUCGAUUUUGUUCGAUAUCUCGGACCUUUCAUUUUUGUUGUUCAUUCGCGGAUUCUUUCUUUUACACUUUUUUUUUUUUUGAGAUACCAUUCAUGAUUUCUGUUCUGCAUUUGCGCAUUUUUGCGAGUUGUUGUUAAGUGAGGGGAUAGGAUUAGGGGGAGGUUAUAAAGGGUGGGAGAUAGAAGCAAGGCGGAUAAGGGAAGGGGAAAGAUUGCUUAUGAUCUGGAUCUGGAUCUAGAUCUGCAAGGUGUGUGUGGGAGGAUUGCCAGGAGUGGAUAUGAUGUGAUUAUAUUUUGAUUGUCGGGUUUUGAGGAAGUGAAUAAUGGGAAGAUGGAUAGAGGAUAGUUUGUGGGAUGGGAUGUUGAAAUAAGAGAAGAGUGAAGAGGAAAUGGGAGGGGAUGAUGUUUAGAUACCAGUAAUUGAGAUUGAGAUUUGAGAUGGGGUUAAAUAUUGCAGAUAGCAUUUGAGAGUGUUUGAGUAGGAGACGAGAAUGAGAAUGAAAAUGAAGAUUGAGAAUAUAGAUUUGAUUGAGUUG
Botrytis porri is the source of this 4275-nucleotide messenger RNA. RefSeq lists its product as uncharacterized. Bases 352 to 3471 code for a protein of 1039 amino acids. NCBI's taxonomy places the organism in Eukaryota, Fungi, Ascomycota, Leotiomycetes, Helotiales, Sclerotiniaceae. The record is from RefSeq and is a predicted model, not a curated record. The transcript has 6 exons.